This is a messenger RNA of Effrenium voratum, 2154 nucleotides long. Lineage: Eukaryota; Dinophyceae; Suessiales; Symbiodiniaceae. The record is from the annotation of a GenBank genome assembly.
AUGGGGCAGAGCACGUCGGCAGCAGUAAUGGAAGCGGUGACGGCCGUCACCGGCGUGGUCAUGCCUACCAAAGACCCACUGGAUGCGGCAGGGACCUGCAUGUUUGACGACAAGGUCAUGUCCGAGAAGCUGCCCGCGCCGGUCGUGAAGCGGUUCCAAGAGUGCCUAAUCAGCGGAGAGCCAACUUCGGAGGAGGACCAGAAAGUCAUUGCCGACGUGCUCUUCGAGUGGGCUCGAGAGCGUGGCUGCGUGGAUUUCGCCCACUGGUUCUUUCCCCUUCGCGGCGGCGGAGGGGCAGUGGGCGGCAUGCUGGGUGCCUACAAGCAGGACACGCUGAUCGAUUUGGAGUUCUCCUCAAAGUUUGUCACGAAGCCCAUGAAGGCGUGCCUGCCCCACGAGCGCCUUUUCCAAGGGGAGACCGACGGCUCAUCUUUUCCCAACGGUGGCUUGCGAGUGACGCACUCCGCGGCAGCUUUCACCACCUGGGAUAGGAGUUCGCCGCCUUUCGCACUGAACAAGACGCUCUACAUCCCCUGCGCCUUCGUCACACAUUUUGGCAAGUGCAUCGACGAGAAGACGCCUCUGCUGCGAUCCAUGGAUGCCGUGACGACCCAGGGCCUUCGGAUGUUGAAGGCAAUUGGACUUGGCAAAGGCACUUCAACCAUGUUCAGCUACUUGGGCUGGGAGCAGGAGUUUUUCGUGAUCCGCGCUGAGCAUUUCAAAGCGCGGCCGGACCUCGUGAACACGGGGCGCACGCUUUUCGGGAAGUUGCCAACGAGACACCAGCAGGGUGACCUGAACUACUUCCAGCCGAUCCCGGGCAAGGUCGCUGAGCUCCUGGACCGCGCUCAGGCGGUGAUGCUGGAGGUUGGCUGCCCCAUGGCCGUGAAGCACAACGAGGUGGCCCCCGGCCAGCAUGAAAUGUCCCCCGUCUUUCGGGUGGCCAACGUCUCCUGCGACAGCAACGUCCUCUUCAUGGAGGUCAUGAACAGGGAGGCGGCCAAGCUGGGCCUGCAGGUUUUGUUCCAUGAGAAGCCCUUCGCGGGCAUCAACGGCAGCGGCAAGCACGCCAACUGGUCAGUAGGCACAGACACUGGACUGAACUUCUUCUACCCCGGAAAGACGGAAGAAGGUGCCAAGCUGUUCGUGACCGGCAUUGCUUGUCUUUCCUACGGUCUGGCAAAGUACAACGAGCUGGUGCGCUGCACGGUGGCCACGGCCGGCAACGACCACCGCCUGGGAGCUCAGGAGGCCCCGCCGGCCAUCAUCUCGCUGUACCCAGGGCAAGGUUUCGAGCAGUAUGUGGACAGCGUAAUCGCCGGAGGCGAUCUCCUGGGCUACAAGGCUGAGAAGAAGAAGCAGCCCACGGGUUGCUCGCAGGCCAUGUUCAUCGAGGCAAAUGUGGAGGACCGAAAUCGCACGGCUCCCUUCCCCUUCUGCGGGAACCGCUUCGAGUUCCGGGCGGUGGGCAGUUCGCAGAACUGCUGCCUGCCCGUCAUGGUCUGCAACGCCAUCAUGGCCGCGGGCAUGGGGCAGCUGGCGGAGAUGGUGGAGAAAGGCAAGAGCCACCGCGACGCGGUGGCGGAGCUCUUUAAGGAGAACAAGCACGUGAUUUUUACGGGAAAUGGAUACUCGGCAGAGUGGAAAGAGGAAGCUGCCAAGCGAGGCUUGCCAAAUCUGAACACGACGCCGAAAGCCAUCGCCACAUGGAACUCCGACAAGAACACGACGCUGUUCGAGACACUGAAGAUCUACACCCCGGAGGAGACAGCUGCACGGCAAGAGGUCAUGUAUGAGAAUUACGUCACCUGCCUUUCCAUCGAAGCGGAGACGAUGAUCAACAUGGCAGAGACUGGCAUAUUGCCAGCUUGCGCCAAGGAUUUGCAGAAAUGCACCGGCUCCUUCAGCAAAGAGUUUGAGGCACCGAGAAAAGCCGCUUAUGAGGAGAUUGUGGAUCAGCUGGAGAAGCUUAAAUCUGGCGUGGAGGCGAAGCCGCAUGGCGACUUGGAAAAGGAGGCCGUCUACCUUUGCGACACCCUGAAGCCAUUGAUGAACUCUCUGCGGCAGGCGGUCGACAAGGCCGAAACAAUCAUGGAGACCAGCAUCUAUCCGUACCCAACCUACGAGCAGAUGAUCUACUCGCAUCAUUUUUGA